AUGGCUCUCAAUUGGGAUGAAUUCCUCGAUGCCGAGAAUUACAACAUAUCAAACGACCAAUGGUCCGAUCUCCCACCACCACAAUCAGCCCCUCCCACAUCUGAGAUGCCCAAGUCAAUAUCGUCUCACACUUCAGGGUCAACGCCUGAGGACGUCACCAACUUCGAGAGUCUUCUCAAUAACACAUCAGGCGAUCCAUACUUUGACGACUCUUUGUUCAUAGCAAACGACUAUUUCCUGGGCGACCUUGACGUCCUGCAGCCCUUCGGCAACACCGUUGGUGGUGACGUGUCGGCUACGGAAUCGUCUCCUGAGCCCACCACUGGCCCUACCAACUUCUCUACAUCUCACACGUCGCCCUCGAUGUCAACCCACUCAACACAAAUGACACCAUCUCAAGGAGAAGCAAUUCGCCGGGCUAAGUUAUUUCCCAAUCCCGCCUUCGAGUCGUUGUUUCCAAAUGGCCUGGAAGCAGGAUUUGAAGGAGGGGACCUUGCCUUCCCAAACGGACCAGAAGCGUCAUCGAGUUCGAUGAGACCUGUCACCGACAAGAUCAAUUCUUCAGCACACAAAUCCGCCAAGCGAACCAAGAAUAAGCCGGACAUUCUCUCCGCGUGCUGGACAUCGCCACUAUGUCCCAACCAUGAUCAAGAUGGACCACCACCCAAUCCAUCAAGCUGCGGGGGAGGAUGUGCGCCUUUCCUGUUUGCCAACCACGACGCUCUUCCGUCUAUCAGCAACCUACUUACCGAGCCGCAAGAAGUCAUGGCCGACGAUGGCAUAGUAGAGAUCCAACCACGACGUAAGAAGCGAUCAGAAAGCGUCUCCUCAAUGAAUGAGCCGUCAGGCCGCCAAUAUCCAAAUCACAAUACUCCCAUUGACGUUAGAGAACGAUUGAAAAGCGAAACAUCGGAGGACUCGCCAAUCAAAGACUCGCCCCAGGCUUCAGAGGAUGCGAAACCAAAGUCUCGUCGCCGACUACCACACAAUCAAGUUGAGCGUAAAUAUCGCGAAUCCCUGAACACCCAACUUGAAUCGCUUCGACGUGUCGUCCCGUCUCUCCAGCAAGGACAAGGAGUCUGCGACGGCGCAGACAUUGAAGAUCUACCAACGCCAUCGAAGCCUAGUAAAGCUGUCAUCCUAGCGUCUGCGACAGCGCAUAUCAAACAGCUGGAGAAGGAAAAGAAGCAAGUGGCGGACGAGAAUCUACUGUUACGAACGAGGAUAAAGGCACUGCAAGCGCUUGUGAAGUGCGAGGACUGCAAUUUGAUGCAGUACGUCAUGAACCUUAAGAUUAACCAAGCGAAGUGA
Messenger RNA from Dothidotthia symphoricarpi CBS 119687, 1311 nucleotides. RefSeq lists its product as uncharacterized. The transcript has a single exon. Lineage: Eukaryota; Fungi; Ascomycota; Dothideomycetes; Pleosporales; Dothidotthiaceae. Gene Ontology annotation, molecular function: protein dimerization activity. Bases 1 to 1311 code for a protein of 436 amino acids. The record is from RefSeq and is a predicted model, not a curated record.